AAAACAACUAAUUAAGUCAUUUUUGGUGUGUUUUCGACUUUUCGUCGUAUUAAAGAAAUACAUUGUACAAGAAAACAUGCACGAAAGUUGUAUUUUGAUUGUUUGAUGAGACAGAAAUGUUUAGCUGGUGGUCUAGCGGUGGAAACGCGGAAAAGGAAGAGGGAAAUAGGGGAAAUGCGAGUGAAGAAGGAACUGACUCAACCGAGGAUCGUAAGAAUGCCAAUGAAAUGUCAGAUACAGCCAAAGAUUUAGCAAAAAACUUUGGAAGCUUUCUCUAUAGUGUCGCUAAUGCUGCAUCUAAGACAGCAAUGAAAGUCAAAGAUACUGUUAAAGAAACGGUAGAAGGAAAAGAUAUUUUGACUAACUUCAACGAGGAGCAAGAGAAAUUUGUAAAUGAAAAACAGAGUAAGAGGAAAGAAACUGGUGUUCCUCCAUGGGUUGGUUAUCAUGAAGAAGAGACGAUGAAAACACAAAUCUUGGCUUUGUCAUCAGACGAGAGAAAUUUUCUUAGAGACCCACCUUCCGGUGUGCAAUUUCAUUAUGAUUAUGACAGCAUGUUUCCUGUGGCACUUGCAACUCUUGAUGAGGACCCAGAAUUAAGAAAGAUGAGAUUCAAUUUGGUUCCAAAGAAAGUCAAGGAGAAAACCUUCUGGAGAAAUUAUUUUUAUCGUGUUUCAUUGAUCAAGCAAUCUUCACAGCUUACAUCUUUAGCCUCUGCAGCAGGAAGUACAAAGAGCUCUGCCGAAAAUUUGAAUGAAAAAGAUCAGGAUAACAAGUCUGUGAAAACAACAGGUUCUGCUGAUACACAGCCUAUUGGGAUUCAAGCAAAACAAAGUGUUGAAAAGCUUUCUGAAGACUUAGGUGAUACAACAUUGUCAAGCAGUCCUCCACAGGAAGAAUUUAUCAGUGAUACCUUUGAAGGAGGAGAAGAACUUAGCAAAGAAGACUUGCAACAGAUAGGUAUGGGAACAUUAAAUGACAAAGGAGAGAAGACACUCUCUGAAAAUGAGAAGCAACCUAACUCAACUUCUACUACUGAAGCAGAAAUACCUGACUGGGAAAGGGAACUUCAGGAAGAAUUACAGGAAUAUGAUGUUGUUGAAGAAGGUGAUGACAAUGAUGAUGGCACAUGGGAGAAGGAAAUAGAGGAUAUGUUAGAAGCCGAGGUGUCCUGAGAGAAAUAGUAAACAUGCAAGUAGAAAAUGUGUCCACCGAAAUGGAAGUCAUUUUACUGUAUACUGCAGAAAUGUCCUGAAUAAUGCUUAUUAGCAUUGUAGCAUUAAUUUUUAUUAUAUAUAUAUGCGUAAAUCAACUCUUUCAUCAAGGCAAGUGUGAAGAAAUUUUAUAUAGUUGAUAUUUAAUCAAAAUAAAAAUGUAUAAUUUCUCACAAAUAAAUAAAUGUAGCAGAGAGGAAA
Molecule: messenger RNA, 1415 nt
Organism: Xenia sp. Carnegie-2017
Lineage: Eukaryota; Metazoa; Cnidaria; Anthozoa; Malacalcyonacea; Xeniidae
Product: synapse-associated protein 1-like
Exons: 10
Coding region: 117-1175 (352 amino acids)
Cellular component (GO): synapse; cytoplasm
Source: RefSeq, a predicted model, not a curated record